AUGGCGGGUUCAAAUGAUAUCCAUAAGGUAAGGCGUAGGCCAAAAUUUCGGGAUGGCGAAUUAGAAGAUGGCAAAGUUCAUAAAUCACGAUCGGGUCGCCAUGAAGGGGAGGGGGUCACAUCAGUUGAGCCAGAUGUUUCUGAAGUGCGGAGAGUUCGUUUGGAAAGACUCGAAGGGCAUUCGACAAGUCGAUCAACCCGCAACAGUGCAGCAACCGAAAGAAUGCCCGCAGAAUCGAGUGCAACGGUUGAUGCGACAAAGUCAUCAUCGAGUCAUAGACGAAGAAGACGACAUCAUACUUCCGAAGACGGUGCUGGACAUCAUUCGCGAUCGAAAACAAGUGAUAGAGAGGAGAAACCGAGAAGUGAUUUUGUUUAUGACGCCCCGAGGGAGAGUGAUAGUAAAAGCAAGGCACGAGGGAAAAACAUAACGGAAAGGAGACGCCGGGACGAAGAGGAUGAAUCUAGCAGUGAUUCCGAAAAUGAGGACAAAUCGAAAUUAGAACCUAUGGUCUCGAAAUCGAAAAAGAUCAAGGUUGUGGUUCCAGAGCAGCCAAAAAGGUCAAGUUCAACUAGUAGGGUGAAGAAAGAGGAUAAAGACAAGAUACCGACAAAGCGUUCUGCAGAUGCUGGAACAUCAGGGUCGAAAAGUACAUCACAUAGAACUAAAGUCACUGUUGGCGAUUCCGUGUCACGCCCUCCACUUUCAAGGAGUGCAACGACUCGAAUUACCACAGAUCCUACGCCACCAUUGAGGAGGAGUAGUACGACGGUAGAAUUUCCAAAAGCACCAGAAUCUAUAGCGAAUUCAGCCACUUCACAUAACUCACAACGUCGUGGUAGCUUUCUAGGAAGUUUCUUCUCAUCCGGACCACCACCUCCUCCGCCAGCUCCUCCCGAACCAGAAAAGCUAGUCGAAUGUCUGACAUGUUUAUCCGACGAUAUUCCCAAGUCCAAAUGUGCCAAAUUACGAUGUGGCCAUCGGAUGUGCCAUUCUUGCCUCAAACGGAUAUUUCGACUCUCCGUUAAAGAUCCGGCACACAUGCCACCAAAAUGUUGUACAGCCGAACAUAUCCCAUUAAAACAUGUCGAGAAACUAUUUGAUAUACCGUUCAAAAAACUUUGGAAUAAGAAAUAUCAGGAAUAUACUACCAAAAAUCGAAUAUACUGUCCAGCGAAACGAUGUGGGGAAUGGAUUAAGCCCGAGAAUAUACAUAAGGAGAAUGGAAAGAAGUAUGGAAUCUGUGGAAGGUGUAAGACGAAAGUGUGUGCAUUGUGUAAUGGCAAAUGGCAUGGAUCGAAAGAGUGCCCGAAGGACGAGGAAACAAACAAAUUGCUUGAAACGGCAAAACAAGCUGGAUGGCAACGGUGUUAUAGCUGUAGGACUAUGGUAGAGUUGAAAGAAGGGUGUAACCAUAUGACUUGUCACUGCACAGCACAAUUCUGUAUGAUCUGUGGAUUGAAAUGGAAGACAUGCAAUUGUCCAUGGUUCAAUUACGAAACCGUUGAAACUGCUAUGGAAUUUCCUCAACCCGUCCCUGUUCAAGACGCUCCCGAGAGGACUGCAGCACCACCUGCGCGAGGUACUCGAGAUAGAGCGAGAAGGCAGCCACCUGCUAACUACAAUGAAGAACUUAUUCACAGACGUCGCCAAGAACGCGAAGAUGAAAGAGUAGCUCGACAACUACAGAACUGGGGUACUGAUGGUAUGCCAACAAAUCAUCGCGACGCUGAUUAUAAUGGUGGAAUAGGCGAUGUUCAAGGAGUCGGCAAUGGCGCAUACCAUUUCAUGAAUCAAGAUUAUAUACGCGAAGCUAGCAAUGUUAUAGCUCAACCUGGUGGGGUAAUGAACUUUGGGCUUGGAGUUACCAAUUUUCUUACUGGAGUUCUGAGACCUCGAGGGGCAACUGCUGCAAAUCCAACCGUGGCUGAAAUGACCGAACGUUACCCAACAGUUCCUCCGGCAGGUUCAGUACCGGAGCCUCAAUCUCCGGCUGCACCAAGUCUCGUCAGAAGACAUACCACUCGAGACGAUACAAGAGCUAAUAGUCAAGCACGGAGAGCAUCAGAUAUUGUGGUGCCGAGAAGAACGAGGACGGAUUCUAAGGUUGAACCAGCUAUCCAUGCGCCGGCUUCGAGGGUCUCCGUCACUCCUUCAAGGACUUCUAGUUCUGCGUCAAAAACGAAGGAGAAGGAAAAGAAGACAAAGUCAUCAAUACUUGCUGGGCUUGGAAGUGGAAAGAACAGAGUGGAUGCUUGGAGAAGUUAUGUUGCACCUGGUGCUCCACCUGCGGAGCCAAUCUCUUGA
Sclerotinia borealis F-4128 is the source of this 2307-nucleotide messenger RNA. The record is from the annotation of a GenBank genome assembly. NCBI's taxonomy places the organism in Eukaryota, Fungi, Ascomycota, Leotiomycetes, Helotiales, Sclerotiniaceae.